This is a messenger RNA of Aspergillus sclerotioniger CBS 115572, 1100 nucleotides long. RefSeq lists its product as uncharacterized. The record is from RefSeq and is a predicted model, not a curated record. NCBI's taxonomy places the organism in Eukaryota, Fungi, Ascomycota, Eurotiomycetes, Eurotiales, Aspergillaceae. The transcript is spliced from 2 exons. The coding region runs from base 85 to 948 and encodes 287 amino acids.
GGCCAUCAGGCAUCUCAACCUCCCUGUGCUGGUCCUUGAUCCCGAUUUAGACCGGCUGGCUGGUUCUCACAGACGCUGUUUACCAUGUCUCUCUUCCGCAAUUGCAGGACUGCCACCGUGCAGCUCCGCGGCUUCGCCUCAUCCUCCUCUCUGCGGGUUGGACCCGAGUCUCCCAACUUCAUCGAUGUCCCUAGAACCAUUCAGCCCGAUCUCCCGCCGAAGCCCCGCGUCAAGGGUACCCUGCCCGUCCCCAGGGAACUCUUUCCGGUUCGCCGCAAGGACAAGCCGACGGAGGAGUACAUUGCUGAUGCGACACCUCUUCCCACCAAGGAGAUCAGCCUGGACCCCAAAGACCCUAAUGCCGAUUACAUCGAGUGGAAGAAAAUCAUGGCGGAGAUGAGACGCAGGAACCUCCGCGAAGGUCUUUUGGAAUUGCACGCCCGGAAGCAGCGGACGGACAAGACGAUGAUGAAGCGGAGUCUGGAGAAGCAGAAGCGCCGGGAGCGUAUCUUCCGCCAGCCGGAGAGGGAAGAUGUGCGGUUGACCCGUACUUCGGUCAUCCAGGACAUGCUGCCCAAACACACCCCCAUGCUGCCGGACCCUGACCGUGAGGCUCGUCUGGCUCAGUCCCAGGAACGGGUGGAGCACCGCCAGGCCAUGAAGGAACUGGAGCGCCAAGAGCACCUGCAAGCGCUUUACAUGAAUGCCAGGAACUUCAUUACCACCGAGGCCCAGCUUCUGGCUGAGAUCGAGGAGGUCUUCCCUGAUGGUGCCAACAGUGCCUGGCGCAGCGACCACCAGGAUGGCAAUAACAUUUGGAACUUGGGUGUGCCCCCGACUGUCCACUCUAUUGUCAACGAUUCCAAUAAGAGCGAGACUGGUCGCUGGUAUGUUUCCCAAGAGAGACUUAACCAGAUUGCGGAGCAGCUCACUGGCGGCAAGAUGUGAUGGUUGUACCUAAUUGGCAGGUUGUAUAUUACGUGUUUCUCCCAGUGCGAUCUUUUCUGUUGUCACGCAAUUUAAUUGGCUUGUACUAGCUUUAUCUGUUUGUAUACCAUAGGUACUUAGACGAAUUGAACAAUCUCAGUUAUAUGGCUCUC